This is a messenger RNA of Recurvomyces mirabilis, 4515 nucleotides long. RefSeq lists its product as uncharacterized. NCBI's taxonomy places the organism in Eukaryota, Fungi, Ascomycota, Dothideomycetes, Mycosphaerellales, Teratosphaeriaceae. Bases 1 to 4515 code for a protein of 1504 amino acids. The transcript is spliced from 3 exons. The record is from RefSeq and is a predicted model, not a curated record.
AUGGCCGACGAAGAGUCUAAGGACAGCAGUCAGAGCAACCAACAGCCCAUUUCGGAGUGGUCCGACACCGACUCGUCAGCUUCGCAGCCGAGGAGUUCGCAGGCAACGUCGUCUCGGCACGAAGGUGGUGAGCGAGAUAACAGUCCUUGCAACGACGAAGACAUAGAAAGCCUACUACCUCGGCCAACAUCAGCCCUCGCAGCCGAGCCGCUACAAGACCUCAAUAGUGAGGUGGACCCAAGAUCAGCAGCUGAGCACAAUCCGUCUACUGGACCCAGUGGAGUGGGCCCAUUGGAUAGUGAUGAAUCCAUCAGUACACAAGAAGCAGCAACUCUACGCGAGGCUCAUGCUACUCGGCAGCACACCACUCGCAACGACCCGGAGCCGUUUCCUGCCUUCCGCGAUCUUCUCACUUCCACAGAUGGUGCCAAUGAUGGCUCACGAGCGCCCGUGCAGUCUCCCGAUUCUGUAGCUCGACUGACUGAAGCUUCGCGAGUCCUGGCAGAAGAGCUCGCUUCCGCGACUCAUAGGCGCAGCGAUGGGCAAGAUGACUUCACAUUGUACUCGGCUGACAGUAGCAAUGCCGCACAGCGGCCUUCAUUCCCAGGAGGUCACGACCCACUCGAGCCCGACAAUGAGUUCACCGUCGAGGACGCAGAACGUCCUACACUUACCAGUGCACCACGACAGGCCGUAGCAGCCGGCUUGCGCGCACAGCAGAACCGUGAACCUCGACAGGUCCGGCGGGUCACUGGUCAACAUGACCUACGCUCUCGCUCCAACACACCAACCUCGAAUCCUAGCCCAGGACCACCACUACAUCACCCACGUCCGCUACCUCCUCGUGCAACCUUGAAUCCUUCCCUCGAUCCUUUCCACCGAUCUGGCUAUAUGCCAUUCCCAACACCAACUCAACACACCCCGCCUAUUCUUACCCCAGGCAUGCAAGCAGCAAUCGCCUCUCCCGAGAGCGAGCACGUCGAUAGACAGAUCCGCAAUCUGUCUCAGGUGCGUGCCGGCGUAUCGCUGGACAGCAGUAGCGAGGAAUCUUCUGGCGAAAGUGAGGGCAUUGUUUUUGAUGCUGUGGCUGCCAAUGCCAGAUUCACGGAUCCGGGCACGAAUAGACCUCCUGUCCCUCCAGGCCGACCAGCCAACCCGGUACGGCCUGUCUCGGGUGAGCCACCCCAUUACGAUGAUUAUACCCCGGCAUUACAGGAGGGUCGUCAUCCUUCACCUCGCCCUGAAGCUUCCGGAUCUGGCUACCGGGAAUACGAGAGGAUUGACUUUCCUUCCGAGGCCAGUGCCACUCGGCCCUGGCUGCCGGAUGAUCGUGAUGUUGGUGAGCCUGCACGAGGUGCGCAGAGGCGACCUGUCGAUGAGGAAGCCAGAAGUGGACGUUCCGAUAGACAGCGUGGACUACCAGCUGGAACGACAAGUGGACAGUAUCUAGCUGGGCUUUUGGCUGGUGGGCCUUCGACACCAGGAUCAAGUAGUGUGCGCAGUGAGAACCAAGCAUAUUGCGAUAGCUUUGACUCGUUUACGGCAGACGUGCUCGGCCGUCCACAAGGUCCUCGGCAACAGCCACAAGGCUCGCGGGACAGGGAUUCAGAUGCUCGCAGGAUGCCACAGCAGGAAGGUAGUGACGACCCUGCAGACCGUGAUAGCUAUCUUUCCUUUGCUGAGGCUGGGGCCAUAUUUCGCAACCAGCAGAAUACUCAGCAAGAGCCAGAGGACCCACGUGGCGGCAAUGCAGACGAGGAGAGAGUGCCACAGCACGGCGAACGGCCCCAGCGAAAGUUCAGCAUCAUGGAUGGCAUGUCUCCGCAAGCCACUCGCCAUCUUCCACAAAUCCAGCGUCAACUUGAGGAGCUUUCACUGCGCCUAGGCGAGCUAGGCAUGCAUUCUCAUAUUCUACGCCGCGAUGGCAUCCUGCAGGAUGAGUCGCCGAGAUCUCCUGUGCCUUCACCAAUGGAGUUGGAAGGAACAGAAAAUCCGACUGCACAUCAAGCCGAGCCUCUGAAUGAACCUGGUCCGAUUGGGAACUCUCUGCCGCUCAACACGAACAUCGAUGGCACAGUUCCUGCUGCGGCGAACGCCAGGCCUCCAGGUCCUAGAGACACGCCAUGGGUGUUGAGGCAAUUACAGGGCAUGAGGGACAUUGGGCUUGGUCUGCGUGGCCCUCGAGAUGAGCCACCGCGCCGGACUAGACGACAGCAGCAAGAUGCAGAACCACAGUCUUACCCCGUACGACCUGAGAAUCUCCAGUACAAUGCAUCUGUGGACCCGGCAGCCCGUCAGCCUGUCGAUCAGUGGCUGAACCAGGUACAUCGCCCUGCUCAUGACCCACUCGCAGCUCGCUCUGAGCUGAACAGACGAUACAGACGUAUCACUGCUGAAGUGCUGGACGUGCUGAGAGAAAUGGCGGGUACUCUGCCUGGCAUACGAUAUCAAUCUGCCAACGACCAUCACGCUCUACAGCGUACUAUUCGCAUCCUCGCCGAUGCGUGGCGAGACGCCAUACAAAGCUACGCCACCGUGCAGGCAGCCGAGUGGGAUGCACGACCCAUAUCGCGCUGGCAUGAGAUCAUGGAAUCGGUCAAUCAGGAUGUGCAGCGACUAUGUGUGACAGCCGGUUACAGGACUCACGCAAGCUACGGCCUCGAGAUCGAUAAAAUGUGGGACCAGGCACGCGCUGAGCGGAAAGCGAGAGACGAAGGUUCUGAUACCAGUCUCUCUGACAGUUGGGACACCCCACUUGCAAAACUCAAGGGUCAGCUGGAGCGUAGAUCGGCCAAGGAGGUAUCGGGAACGAGUCCUAAAUCGGAAUGGCUCACGCGCUCGAAGUCCAUUACCAGAAAGAUGAAAGAGCGAGCCGCAGAGCAACGACGACGAUCACCCCCUAGUCCGCAGCCAAGACGCCGAGAUCGAUACUAUUUUAUGAACUGGCUCCGUUCGUCACGCCGUCGCCGGCGACGCGAUCAACGCCAAAGGGAUGUAGCUGAGACCGCUCCUGCUCCUGAGCCGCAGCCGUCGCAGGAAGUACCUCAGCAUGAGAUUCUGGCUUUUGAUCCAGUGACCGGCAUGCCAGCGUACUUCCCAAAUCCGGCGUAUGCACGUUAUGUGGUGGAAGAGGCCAUGCGGCGAGAAGACGAAGAGGAGAGGGAGAGGCAAAGGGGGUUGGAAAUCAUAGAGUCUCAUGGAUUCACACGGGAACCGGCUCUACCGCGAGACUCAGAAGAAGACAGGCUGGCGAGAUUCUCUACACGGGAAGAGUAUCGUAUACCGAGGGAGGAGCGCGAGGCACAUUUUACGCCGAGGGCGAUGCGUGAGGAGCAGACUCAUUCAGAUGUUGUGUACUCUGAGCUCCCGCCUCCAGCUGAUCAGCCCGAGAGUUCAGCGGCAGCUAGCGCGCGAGGAAACGGUGGAACAGCGCCUGAAGAGAUUACAUAUCCAACGUUACCGAGUGAAGUCGCACCGGCGGCGUCAGUGGGCGGCCUAGCAGAGGUCACGUAUCCGACGUUGCCAAAUGAACUCGCAGCGACGAGGUCAGUGGGCAGCCUGGCAGAAGAGGCAACACCUCAGGCUCGCCAGACUCUCAGCACGUCACCUUCAGCCGGCCUGGGAACUGUGAGAACCUCAGCAGAAGAGCUCAUUCACCCGACUCUUCCAUUGACCUCGACGCCGUCACCGCCGUCUGACAACAUCUUCAAUCCUCGGCGACGUGGCUUGCAGCCAUUGCAGACACAACUGCCUACUCCUUCGUAUGCUCCACGCAUGCCAGAUGUGCCGUCGCCGACUGUGCCAGCCGCCUCAUCCAGAAAUGCUAGCUGGUUCAGUAUCGGCCCACACAAUCAGCGAGAUAGGAGUGGCACCAUCUCCGACCUCCGCAGCCCUUUCGAGUCGAGACCUUCCAUCUCAGGGCCUUCUGCAACUCCAAGACGACACGCAAGCAAUCCGCUCUUACACUCUCCGCAAAGCAAUUUUCCGGCUCAGAGUGAAAAUGUGCGGCCGCGUCCAUCCACCAGCCGUAUUGCAUCUGGAGGACGAGCACGGGUCGUGUCACCGUCUCUACAGGGCAGGCUGUCCUAUUACGAAGCACUCGGCUCGCCCGUCUCACCAAAUACUACUGUGGACCGCCCCAGGGAGUUGUCAUUACAGAACACUCCUGUGUCCUAUCCCAACAUAUCUCCCGUUCUACCCGCGCCUGGUAGCCUGUCACCAAACAUUCGAGCGCACUGGGAGCGACUUGGUUUGUCAGACAACUAUGUUCGGCGAUCACCGGGCACAGUGUACGGACCACGUAACCCAUCUUUGCAAGGCACGGGUGUUGGUGCUAGCAGCACACCCCCAAGCCCUGAGGAAGCAGCUGCAGAGCAGAGAGCGAGAGCAGAGGAAGUUCCUGUGGACGUUCCCAAUGUGCGCGAGGUCGAGCGUGUGGGCGCAAAGCAUGAUCAUGUGGAGGAAAAUGAGAGGCGGGAGGUGAGAGGGGAUAGUUUGGCGAAGUUGGUGUGGUAG